Messenger RNA from Zea mays, 2268 nucleotides. RefSeq lists its product as uncharacterized. The transcript has a single exon. The record is from RefSeq and is a predicted model, not a curated record. NCBI's taxonomy places the organism in Eukaryota, Viridiplantae, Streptophyta, Magnoliopsida, Poales, Poaceae. The coding region runs from base 610 to 1638 and encodes 342 amino acids.
CGCCUUUUUAUUUCGGACAGAUUAAUUUGAACUCGACAGCUAAAAUACUCUGUGCAAAAUAAUCCGAAUCGUGCGUCGUUUGAGUGAAAUCGUGCGCGAGGUUAGAAUCCAAUUUCUCCGUCCGCACGCUGUUUUGACGACGAAAUCGCGUAUACAAUAGCGGAUUUAUUUUCGGCUAAUUUUAGUUGAAUUCCACAGAGCAAAUUACCGAAGGCGAAAUCAGUCUUGUUCGGGCCAUCGUUUCUUGCCCGGAUUCGAAUCUUCGGAUAUAAGUAAUUAGCGAUUAGAUUGGUUCGCUAAAUCCGAAGCAUAUCAUAUGUAUUCGUGUAACGUGUCGGCCUGUGCACAGCGCUAAAAAUCGGAAUUUAGAAAUAUCUACGCUUUCCUUUUAAAAAUAGAAAUAUCUGGAAAUAUUUAAAAAUAAAUCUUUUCGUUUCUAUCCAGUAGCCGCCCUCCCUCUGAUUUUUUUGGCUGCCGCUCUUCUGAUAUUUUGCAUCGUCGUGCUCAGGUUGUCUUCUCCAGUGCGUUGUCUCCCUCGUGCUCCUCUCUCCCUUAUCUCCCUCGGGUCCGGCCGGCUCAUCCCAGUCCCAGCCAGCCAAGGUUCUCUCCAUGGUGGCUCCUCUAAGCCGCGCGCUCCUCCAUGCCUGCGCGCCCUUCGGGUCUCUGCGUCGCGCGCUCCGCUGCUGCGCGCCGUGGUCUUCUUCCUCCUCGUGCUUCUUCAGCUCGGCGCCUCCUCUGCUCCCUCCAGCUUGCAGAAGCUCCCAGCCAUGGCGCCUGCUGGUCGGAUGUGGAUUCCUCUGCCGCGUCGCUCCCUCACGUCUCCUCUCUUCUUCACCGAGGCCGACCACCGAGCGGACGUCGCGACUGGACACCACGGCACGCGCGCGCCCCUGCUCGCCCUUUUGCCUCCUCCCAUGGCGGCUCCCCUGCCGAGCCCCAAACCCAGCCAACCGAGCUCGUCUCCUCCUCUCCAUCUCCCUCGGUCGCGGUUCCCAGAUCUCCUGUUCGCCUGGCUGGCCGCGCGCUCGUCUUCCUUCUCUGCGCGGCGGCCUUUCCCGCCGGUGGCCGUGCCCAGCGCCCGCUCGGUUCUUCCUGGCACGCGCUCCUAUGCUCCGAUCGCGCGUCUCGCCCAUGGCCACCGUCCGUCGUCAAGCCCCUGCGUGCGCGGUCCUCUGCCGGAGCUCCCUGCUCGCCUUCUGCGCUCUGCUGGCGGCCAGUCCCUGCUCCUCGCGGCCCGCGCGUUUCUCUGUUCAGCCAUGGCCGCGCGCCGGCGCUCUUCCUUUGCCGCGUCCCGCUUCCUGCCCGCCGGCCACAGCUCGAAGUCCCUCCCAUUGUGAGUUCGCCGUUCCUCCCACGCCGCGGUCACCCUGGUAUUCCAGCUCGUCGUCGCGUUGUUUGAGGUCAACCUCACUAAAUCGCCUCUUGCUCGACGCCGGUGAUGGCCGUUGUGGAGCACCGCUGCGAACUCCCAGCGUUCUUGCUCUGCUCCAAGAAAUAUCAAGCGCUGAACAGUCAUCGUUUUGUUGCGACGUGCGUGUGCGCUACUCGCCCCACGUCGUCGUCUUUGUGUGUCUUUGUGUCUGGCCAGUCCCGUCGAGGCAUCUGCAAAUCUUGCCUCUUGUCGUCAUGUUUUCUUGAUCUGCCAAAUCAUCGCGCCCGUGCUGAGUUCUCUGGCCAUCACGUUUUUCUUACAGACGCUCAGCCUCGCCGCGCGUCCUGUUUUCUGCUCGCCAGCGCGCUCUCUCGGCUCGCUCGACUUUAAUUCCCAAUCGCGUCGUCGAUUCCGCCAGUUAGCGUCGUUCGUCGUCGCGUCGCGUGUGUAGCUCUAUAUACGUCACCCUCCCGUGUCGUCGUCGUUCCGCGUGUCAGCAAGAAAUCGCAAGAAUCGGGUGAAGACAAAGCCAGCAGCGUGGUAUUCACCAAGUGCGCAAUAAAAGCUCGGACAUCCUGCGCGACUCAAGUUCGGUUCGUCAAAAUUAUUCAGUCGAGGAAAAGAUCUGCAGCAAUUGAUUACCGAAGAAAAGAAGGCCCCUCAAUUACAUCAACCGGAACCCGUAGUCGUGCUUGUGACUAUCGCGUCGAAUUAGUCAGGGUAAGUUGAUUCGUAUUCCCGUUAACUAGGUCUAGAUGAUCGAUUUAGAUAAAUCGGUAAUCAAGUAAUUAAGAUACAUAGUUUAAAGAGUUAAUAAAAAGCUAGGAAUAAAAAUAUAUUUUCUAGUGUAAUAUGUCAAUUUGGUUAAUGGAUGUAGUCGAUGCCCUAUUGUGAUA